AUGACGACGACGGCGGAGGAGGAGAGCGACUCCAUCUCGCGCUUCGCCUCCCCCUUCGAGCUCAUCCGCAACUGCGACCUCCCUCCCCCGCAGAAGCUCUUCCCCGGGAUCGACGAGCCGGCGGCGGCGGCGAUGGCGAUGCCGGCGCUGCUGGUGGGGCUGGGAGACGAGAAGCGGCGCCUCCGAUCCUACGCCGGGGGCGGGGGCGGGGCCGCGGGCGGGGCCGGCGGGGACGGGAAGCUGGAGCUCCUGAGGGCGCUGCGGCUGUCGCAGACGCGGGCGAGGGAGGCGGAGGAGAGGGGCGCGGAGGCGGCGGCGGAGAGGGACGCCGUCGCGACCGCCCUGAUCGGGGAGGCCGCGAGGGCGUCGGCGUACCGGCGGUGGGCGUGGGUGCUCGAGCACGAAGUGGCGGCGCUGAGGUCGAGGUCGAGGCGGAGGCGGCGGUGGCGGCGGGGGGGAGGCGGAGAGCUCGGUUGCCGCUGCGAGAGGCUUUGCGGAUCGGCGGAGGAGGAGGCGGAGGCGGAGGAGGAGGAGCGAUGCGAAUCGAUGGCGUGGAUGGUCGCUUUCGCCAUCCCCCUGGGGAUUGCUGGUAUAGGACUAGCUUUGGCUUGUAGAUUUCUAAUUUAA
Molecule: messenger RNA, 627 nt
Organism: Syzygium oleosum
Lineage: Eukaryota; Viridiplantae; Streptophyta; Magnoliopsida; Myrtales; Myrtaceae
Exons: 1
Coding region: 1-627 (208 amino acids)
Source: RefSeq, a predicted model, not a curated record